UAGAGAAUCCAUGGAGAAACAGUAGUUAUCAUUUAUUCUACGCUUCUUGUUAGACAUGCGCCCAGAGACGUCUCCACCAUUGAGUCUUUUAUAUUCUCGUCAUUACAAUUGUAGGGUGCUUCUAAGGGAGCUUGCGGGAUCCCUGUAAAGCUCAUCGUUAACGCGUCAGAGAUUAAUGCAUUGCCAACUGAACUGCCUAAAGUGAUAAAAUUUAUUAUGUUCGAAUAAUAAAAUAACGCUCAUAACAUGUUUAGAUAACAUUCGAGUAACACGAGAACGGUGUCGGCACCCACCAUAGCACCCCAAUGGAACUCAUAAGCCCCGGCUCGAACCGUUGAUUCCCAGUGCGGUGAUAGUGCAUGGUAGAUUUUUGUUUUAAUCCUUCUUGUUUACAUCUCGCAGUUCUAGUGUGGUAGUGCGUAUGUGCAAGUUUUACAAUGGAAAAAAAAGUCCCUUUACACACGGAAAAUGCUGAAAUUGUCGUUUGUGAUUGAAUUUCCAAUAUUCUAAUGACUGUCCUGCUCAGAUUCUAUAAAGUGCUAUUUGUAUCUGUAGUGAAAAAAUCUUUAUCUUAAAUAUUUAUAGAAUAGUUUGGCCGACUUUUUGAUGCAAAUAUUUUUUUAUUGUAUAUAUACAACUUGCGCACAAAACAUCUUCCGCUUUAAUUUCUUCGUGGACUUGUAUAUCGUCAUACAACCACCCCAUCGAAUUGAGUCUUGUUUGCAACGGUACCAAAAAUAUAAAUGAGUGUACGAUGUGCUUUCGAAAAAUAUAUGAAUAUUUUACACGAUGCAUUUGCAGUAAUGACGAUGAAGGAAUCAAUGAGAGUACUUUCUACGAACAGAUAGAACCGAGAGUUGUAUUCUGUAAUAGUAACAUUAAUGAACUUAGCGAAGGAGUUAGCUUCACAAUAACCGGGAAAUUAGUAGUCAAUUGUGAGCGAUUUUCUGUGAAUCUCGUUCUGAAUAACCCUACGCGUGAUGUCGCGCUACAUGUCAAUCCCCGUCUACCUCAAAACUAUAUUGUACGGAACUGUAAAAUAAAAAACGUUUGGGGUACGGAAGAAGUGACAUCGGCUCUGCCCUUUAGCUUGUCUCGUGGUUCAAAAUUCAAAAUGCAAAUUCUAGUCACAAAUACAGACUACCUUAUAUCAAUCAAUGGGAAGCAUUUCGCAUCGUUUCGUCAUCGUUUGCCGUUCAAUAGAGUAAGGAUUAUCGAAGUGAAGGGUGAUGUAGAGAACGUUAGUGUUGACCAAGAUGUUGUUGUAAAAUACCCCGAGAUCUUACCAACUUCAGCUGCCAUCGAAAUACCUAGAAUAUCGGAUUCAAAAUCUCUCACAAGCGACUAUUCUAAAAUGGAUCCGUCACAUUCAACGUUCAAAGAAGUAGAAUCUGACUACCCAGUGCCUUUUUACGGCAUUUUUCCUGAUAGUCUAGUGGAUGGGAAGCGAUUGCGAAUUGAAGGACGCGUAAAAAUCCUGCCACAUUCAUUUUUCAUUAACCUGCAACAAGGACAACAAAUAUGGCCUCAUCCAACCAUUGCAUUCCAUUUGAACCCGAGGUUCGCGAAUAUUGGCGGUAAGCAUGUUAUUUGUAGGAAUUCAUGGAUUGACGGCAGUUGGGGGCACGAAGAAAGAACCGAGCAACAGACUGAUUUUAUGCCGGGCCAGCAUUUUACCCUAACCAUAGUUUGUACAAACUCCACUUAUGAAGUGAAUUUAAAUAGGAGAAUAAUAGCAGAAUAUAAGCAUCGAGUAGACCCGAAAGUUGUUGAUACAAUUUAUAUUCAAGGCGAUAUCAAAUUAUGGGAUAUAGCAUUGGAGGAUACGCCACCAGCUGUGCUGAUAUGAGAAGCAUUCAGACUGUAGUUACCCAAAUGUUCAUUGAAGAUCUUAGAUGUUCUCUCAUCGGUCAAAUGAUAUUUGGAUACGAGACAGUCGAUGUUAUUACUUAACAAACUAAGGUGUAUGGAUUUAAAUUACAACGGAAUCCAGCCGAAUUAAUCCUCGACAUUAGAUCCAAACGAAGACUAUAUUCGCAUCUACCGUUGACGGAAGGGUUACGUGUGAAUGGUUUUAACACUCUAAUGGAAACGUUUGAUAUUGUUUUUGUUUUGUCUGUCUGAUUGCGAAAUACAAACCCCAUUAUAUUUUUAUAAUUAAAUGUCUGCUUAAAUAUAUGUUGUUAACGUGCUUUUCAAAAGUCAUGAUACUCUUGUUUUUUUUAUUUUUAAAGAGGGAGACAAUAACCUUAUCGAAAUUUAUAACCAAUGCAUAUAAGUAUAAGAAAAUUAUUCUUGGAAAUAAUUUCGACAUAUAAAGCGACCAAUUAUAGAUUGUUAUUUACAAGAAAUGAAAAUAACUCAAUAAAUGAAUUGAUAUUUACUCCUUUUGUUAGUUGUGUUGUAUUGUGUUACGGAAGAGUUUGCUAUUCCAAUCUAUUUUUGGAAAAUAAAUGGAGAAUGAUAUUUA
Molecule: messenger RNA, 2470 nt
Organism: Hermetia illucens (black soldier fly)
Lineage: Eukaryota; Metazoa; Arthropoda; Insecta; Diptera; Stratiomyidae
Product: galectin-9-like
Exons: 3
Coding region: 755-1849 (364 amino acids)
Molecular function (GO): galactoside binding; carbohydrate binding
Source: RefSeq, a predicted model, not a curated record